AUGAGGAAUUAUCUUAAUACUUCUGCACCUGAAUCUUAUUCAUAUGUUUUGGUAUCCAUGAAAUUUACUUUUCCUGCUUUGAGCAUGAAUAAUUGUAAUUUAGAAAAAAAAAAUGUAAUUGAAAUCCGACAAAAUUGUGGAAAAGACGUAAAAUUCUGGAGCUUUUAUGCAUUUUCUUGGCGACACGAGGUUGGCACUGAAUUCACAACACGUGCAUUUAGUAGAGCACGUCGAGAUCGAUCUGGGGAGAUGCGUCUUGUUCUUGAAGUUCACUCCUGA
Molecule: messenger RNA, 279 nt
Organism: Rotaria sp. Silwood2
Lineage: Eukaryota; Metazoa; Rotifera; Eurotatoria; Philodinida; Philodinidae
Source: the annotation of a GenBank genome assembly